GGCAACAUUAGUAUUUCCAAAUGGUUGUUGGAUAAUGGAGCUAAUGUAAAUGUUCAAGUUGGUCAAUUUGGUAAUGCUCUCCAGGCUAGUGUUUGGGGUCAUCAUAAGAGUAUGAUCAAGCUUCUCAUAGAAUAUGGAGCAAAUAUCAAUGCCACAGGUGGUCCAUAUGGUAGUGCUCUUCAAGCUGCUGGAAUUAUGGGAAAAGAAGACAUUGUAGAACUUUUAUUGGACUAUGGGGCUGAUGUUCAUGCCCACUAUGGUCAACUUGAUACUGCCCUUCAAGCUGCUGCAUGUUGUGGAAAUGCAAAGAUUAUUGAGCUUCUCCUGAAACAUGGAGCUAAUGUAGAUGCUCAAGGUGGAAAAUAUGGAAAUGCUCUCAAAGCGGCUGUAUACCAUGGAAAGGAAAAUAUUGUACAUCUUCUAAUGAAGUAUGGAGCUGAUAUCAAUGCUCAAGGUGGGGAAUAUGGAAAUACUCUCCAAACUGCUGUGUUAUCCUGGAAUCUUGAAGAAAAAUUUAUACAAAUGCUUAUCAACUACAGAGCUAAUGUCAACUCUCAUGAUGGAAAAUAUGGGAAUGCUCUCCAAGCUGCAGCCUAUUAUGGAAAGAAAAAUAUUGUUCAGUUACUUCUAGACCAUGGAGCACAUAUUGAUGCUCAAGGAGGAGAAUAUGGAAAUGCUCUCCAAGCUGCAGCAUAUGGGGGCAGUGAAAAUAUUGUUCAGCUUCUCUUAGAUCAUGGAGCUGAUGUCAACAUUCAGGGUGGUAGGUAUGGAAGUGCCCUUCAAGGUGCUGUGUUUAACGGAAAUGAGAGUAUACUUCGAAUGCUCCUCAGAAAUGGGGCUAAUAUCAACGCUCAGUGUGGUGGGCUGGGAAGUGUGCUUCGAACUGCAAUAUUUCUUGGCAAAGAAAACAUUCUCCAACUCCUAUUGGACUACGGAGCCAAUGUCAAU
Lentinula edodes (shiitake mushroom) is the source of this 948-nucleotide messenger RNA. RefSeq names its product ankyrin repeat-containing domain protein. Lineage: Eukaryota; Fungi; Basidiomycota; Agaricomycetes; Agaricales; Omphalotaceae. The annotation marks the transcript as partial. Gene Ontology annotation, molecular function: protein binding. The transcript has a single exon. The record is from RefSeq and is a predicted model, not a curated record.